AUGGAGUCUUCAAAGACAGAGCGCUCGCGUUCGCGCUCCCCUCGAAGAUCCCCCGGCCCGCGCAAGCCCAAAAACUUCAGCGGCCUCAAAUACAAAGGCGACCGCGACCGCCGCGACCCAGACAGACGACGCGACGACCGAGAUCGAGAAAGGCGACCAAGAGACUCAGAACGCGAUCGAGACCGCAGACGCGAUGGCUCCAGAGAACGCGACCGCCGCCCCCGGGACCAUUCGCGCGACCGCAGACGAGACACCAGCCGUGACCGUCGCCGGCGUCGCUCCCACUCUCGCGACCGCAAACCACGAGAUAGCGAACGAGACCGCGACGGCAAGCCCAAAGAGAAGAAACCCACAGCCGCUGCCCCAGCCACGCCCUCUGAACACAUGAUUCUCGUCACUAUCAAUGACCGUCUCGGAACAAAGACACAAGUGCCGUGCCUGCCCAGCGACCCUAUCAAGCUGUUGAAAGCCAUGGUGGCAGCGAAGAUUGGGAGACCGGUACAUGAGAUUAUGCUCAAGAGGCAGGGAGAGAGGCCGUUCCAUGAUAAUUUGACGUGUGAGGAUUAUGCUAUUAGCAAUGGCGUGCAAAUCGAUUUGGAGUUGAAUACGGGGGAUUAGAUGGGGAGUGGGGGACGGGGGACAUGGAGACAUUGGGGUUGGAUGGGUGGAGGAAGAGAGGGAAGAGGAUUGAAGGCUGGACGUACGAGGGCCAAUGAUUGGAAAAUGCAGUAACAGAUCAUGAUACCCAAUAAAGUUUCUC
Alternaria rosae is the source of this 760-nucleotide messenger RNA. Its product is annotated as ubiquitin-related domain-containing protein. Gene Ontology annotation, cellular component: nucleus; cytoplasm. Bases 1 to 618 code for a protein of 205 amino acids. The transcript has a single exon. The record is from RefSeq and is a predicted model, not a curated record. NCBI's taxonomy places the organism in Eukaryota, Fungi, Ascomycota, Dothideomycetes, Pleosporales, Pleosporaceae. Gene Ontology annotation, molecular function: protein tag activity. Gene Ontology annotation, biological process: protein modification process; mRNA splicing, via spliceosome.